Molecule: messenger RNA, 1914 nt
Organism: Seminavis robusta
Lineage: Eukaryota; Bacillariophyta; Bacillariophyceae; Naviculales; Naviculaceae
Source: the annotation of a GenBank genome assembly
UAAAACGAGUGUCCACCCCUCCACGUGUACCCACUCCACGUGUCCGCAUCUUCUCGCCCAACACAGCCCAACGGUAAACUUGCGAAGGACAACCAACAAACCGGACUCCCACCCAUCGCCCACGAGCCACGAGCAACCACAUAACACAUAGUAACCAUUCUUACCCUGGGUUAGCUAGCCAGCCACUUGACAUCGAGAGGAGGAAGCUACGUACCAACAUGAGCAGCCUUGACCAAGAUGAAAUAGCCAAGACAUUUGGAUUGCUCAAGAUCCCCAAGAAUCAUGCCACAGUUGGCUUUUCGAACAUGGUGGUUGCCACCAAACAAUAUCGAUCUCUGUUUGUAAAUCGACGGUUGGGUGAUGCAGGGUGGUCUGAUGUCCAGAUCCAAAGCUUCAUUUUCCUCUUGUCCACGUUGGAUACCAACAACAAGGCCACUACAAGCGGUGGUGGAAGUGUGGAAUCACGAUGGUGUGGAGUGGGAGAACGAGAAGGUCGCGUCUAUUCCAGUUUGGUGGCUCACCGACAUUUUGGACUCAGCCACGGCAUGGGGCGUUCUGGGGAUAUUACUGAGCCACAACCCAAAGCCGCCGGAUCGAGUGUUUUGGUCAAGCUGGCUCUCCUGUUAGUGCUGGAUGUCGUUCGACGUGGUAGUGGAUUGAAUGGAAAAGCCAAGGGGCCUGCUGCCCACGGGAUCUUAUUGCCGUUGUGUACCGGCAUGACCAUGGCGCUGGUACUCAGUUGUAUACGAGAAGCCGAAAAUGACAAUAAAAAAACAAUUGUACUCUGGAGUCGCAUUGAUCAAAAGAGCUGUUUCAAAGCCAUUACAUCGGCCGGAUUGACAUGUAUAGUGGUCCCUACCAAACUGGACAAGGACUCGGAUUCGGUUAUCACAGAUAUGGAAGCCAUGGAGGCUGCCAUCAAGGAGCACGAGGGAAAAGUUUUGGCCAUUAUCACAACGACAUCCUGUUUUGCACCCCGUGUACCGGAUCAGGUGGAUAAGGUCGCCACACUUUGUGCCGAACAUGGAGUCAACCACAUCAUCAACAAUGCCUAUGGACUCCAAUGUCCACAAACCUGCAAACUAAUCAAUCGAGCAUGUGUUGUGGGACGGGUAGAUGCCAUUGUGUCUUCUACAGACAAGAACUUUCUGGUUCCAGUAGGAGGAGCCCUGGUGUUAUCACCACAAAAGGCACUCGUUCAAGGUGUCGGAAAGGUAUAUGCUGGUAGAGCGUCGUCUUCGCCCAUUCUAGAUUUAUUUAUUACGCUCUUGUCCAUGGGAAUGAAUGGAUACAAGGGGAUACUCGCUAAACGACAAGAUAUGCUACAAACCUUUCCAACGCGACUGGAACAAGUGGCAACAAAAUAUGGAGAACGAAUCCUAAAAUGUCCUACCAAUACCAUUUCGUUUGGCAUUACACUCGACAAUCUGGCACUGGCACGAACAGACGACGAAAGAGAGGAGGACUAUCUCAAAGCAGUCGCCAAGGACAUUUCAGCGUUUGGAUCAAUGCUCUUUAGUCGAUGUGUCAGCGGGACCCGGGUUGUUCCAAGAGCACAGUCCAAAAUGAUGGGUGGACACGAGUUUGUUGGAUUUGGAAGCUCUGUCGAGGGAUACCCCCAUGCUUACAUGACGGCAGCAUGUGCCGUUGGAUUGACAACCGAGGAACUAGACGAAUUCUUUUUACGACUCGACAAGACUCUUCAAGAAAAACACAACAACAAGCAAUCCAAAAGAUCGUCUUUGUCAUAACACGCUGUUAGAGCUAAUGCUACUAUAGUCUGCUUUGCGUGGAGCUCUUGUUGCUAGUAGAGCUUUUGUUGCUAGUAGGCCACUAGAACAGUGCUAGCACUGAAAAACUCGUGCGCAACUCGUGGUAAUCUAUCGCACGGUAAUUGGAAUAAACUUUGCAGAG